Molecule: messenger RNA, 497 nt
Organism: Saccostrea echinata
Lineage: Eukaryota; Metazoa; Mollusca; Bivalvia; Ostreida; Ostreidae
Exons: 5
Coding region: 81-461 (126 amino acids)
Biological process (GO): negative regulation of endopeptidase activity; negative regulation of membrane protein ectodomain proteolysis
Cellular component (GO): extracellular matrix
Molecular function (GO): metalloendopeptidase inhibitor activity; protease binding
Source: RefSeq, a predicted model, not a curated record
ACUUGUCUUAUAUAAGUGAGUAUAACGGGGCACUGCGAAUUUGUCGUUUACAACUGGGGGCAGAUAUUCAAAGCAAAACCAUGUUGCAUACAAGGACUCCUCUUAUCUCUUUCUCACUGGCCUUGUGUGUUUAUCUGACUGAGGCCUGCCGGUGUCCAACUACGCUCACUUUUGAUGGCGCCAUAUGUAACGCUGACUAUGCUGUUAUUGCAACUGUGAAGGAAGAUCCAUCAAUUGAUUACAGAUAUACAUUGGACGUCCAAAAAAACUACAAGACAGGAGAUGCACCCACAGAGAUUUACACGAGAAGCCCUGAGGAAUGUGGAGUGGGUCUGGAAAAUGGACAAACCUAUAUUCUUGGAGGUUACACCUCAGAUGGUGUAGCACAAAUUGGUGCAUGUGAUUUCAGAGAAAUAUACAACGGAAAUCCUCCUCCCACCCCUAUGUGCCUUGGCAGAUGAAAAAACUGAAUUAAAUUAAAUUUACCAUCUUUUUAA